AUGAAGAUCCUGGUCUUGGUCUUGGUUUGCCUACACCUCUCAGAGGGUGUGGAAAGAAUCAUUCUUAAAAAAGGCAAGUCUAUCCGCCAGACAAUGGAGGAGAAGGGAGUCCUGGAGAAGUUCCUAAAGAACCACCGAAAGGAGGACCCGGCUGCCAAGUAUCAUUUCAACAACGAUGCUGUUGCUUAUGAGCCCAUCACUAACUACUUGGAUGCUUUCUAUUUUGGGGAGAUAAGUGUGGGGACACCACCCCAAAACUUCCUCGUCCUCUUUGACACGGGCUCUUCCAAUCUGUGGGUUCCCUCCACCUAUUGCCAGAGCCAGGCCUGCUCCAACCACAACAGGUUCAACCCCAGCCUGUCCUCCACCUUCAGAAACAACGGGCAAACCUACACCCUGUCCUACGGGAGCGGCAGCCUGAGUGUGGUCCUGGGCUAUGACACCGUGACCGUUCAGAACAUCGUCGUCCAGAACCAAGAGUUCGGCCUGAGCGAGAACGAGCCCAACAACCCCUUCUAUUACUCAGACUUUGAUGGCAUCCUGGGGAUGGCCUACCCCAACAUGGCGGUGGGCAGUGCCCCCACCGUCAUGCAGGGGAUGCUGCAGCAGGGCCAGCUCAGCCUGCCCAUCUUCAGCUUCUACUUCUCGCGCCAACCAACCCGUCAGUACGGCGGAGAGCUCAUCCUGGGCGGUGUGGACAACCAGCUGUAUUCUGGUCAGAUCGUCUGGGCCCCGGUCACCCAGGAAAUGUACUGGCAGAUCGCCAUUCAGGAGUUUGCCAUCGGUAACCAGGCCACGGGCUGGUGCUCUGAGGGCUGCCAGGCCAUCGUGGACACAGGCACCUUCCUGCUGGCCGUUCCCCAGCAGUACAUGGGCUCCUUCCUGCAAGCGACAGGAGCCCAGCAGGCGCAGAAUGGAGAUUUCGUGGUCGCCUGCGACUCCGUGCAGAGUUUGCCCACCAUCACCUUCAUCAUCAGCGGGUCCCAGUUCCCUCUGCCUCCCUCCGCCUAUGUCCUCAACAACAACGGCUACUGCAGGCUGGGCAUCGAGGCCACGUACCUGCCCUCCCCCAACGGGCAGCCGCUGUGGAUCCUGGGGGACGUCUUCCUCAAGGAAUACUACUCGGUCUACGACAUGGCCAGCAACAGGGUGGGCUUCGCCGCGGCCGCCUAG
This is a messenger RNA of Pipistrellus nathusii (Nathusius's pipistrelle), 1173 nucleotides long. The record is from the annotation of a GenBank genome assembly. NCBI's taxonomy places the organism in Eukaryota, Metazoa, Chordata, Mammalia, Chiroptera, Vespertilionidae.